UUAAAUUAAACAAUAAUUUAAUAUAUAAAAAAAAUGGCUGGUGAAGUUAUUGUGGAUGCCCUGCCGUACAUUGACCAUGGAUACGACGAUCCUGGAGUUAGGGAAUCAGCGCUAGCCAUGGUUGAGGAAGAGUGCCGACGCUAUCGGCCAACUAAAAACUAUUUGGACCAUUUACCCCUGCCGGCUAACUCGCCAUUUGAGACACCGUUGAUGGUGAAUGAAUUUGAACGAAUACAAAACCGUCUUCCAAUGGAAACACUGUCGAUGAAGAGGUAUGAGCUGCCACCGCCACCCUCUGGUAAACUGGCCGAAGUGGCUGCUUGGCAAGAGUCCAUUGAGAACUCAAUGGCACAGCUGGAACAUCAGUGGGUACGUUCCAUCAACCUCGAAUUGAUGCUAGAAUAUGGCACAGAGGCUUGGAAAUCCUACCUGGAGGUGUUUACCGCGAUGCAAGCAAAGGCGCAAUUGCAAUUGCAGCAGCUUAAGAAGGACAUGCAGGAUAUAAACUGGCAGCGAAAACAGGCGCAAACACAUGCAGGCGAGAAAUUACGAUCCCUCGAGGCCCACUGGGUUUUGUUGGUGUCCAAAAACUACGAGAUAGAAACCGAGAGCGCCGAGUUGGAGAAACUUGUGCAUGCAGCGCGAGAGCAAUUGAAAAAACUAACUCCUCCGUCAAACGAGACAGCACCAACACCAGAGCAUACCAACGGAUAUGGGAAGGAGGAGGAUGAGCAACAACAAGAAGAAGAGGAACAGCAACAAGGGGAAGAGGAGAAGCAUGAGUCUCAAAAUGAAAAAGAGGCAGUUGUAGCCGAUGAGAAAAUGGACACAGAAGUCGAUGAGGAAAGGGAGGAUGUGGAUAAAAGCAGUAGUAAUGAUGAUGAGACAGCAGAGGAAGAGAGCUCUAAUGAUUCGUAACUUUAGUUUAAGAAUUUGUACAAUUGGAAAUACAUUUAUAUUAGAGUUUGAGUUACAGUAUAACAAGCAAAUUGCGAAUAUAUAUUGUAUAAAUAUAGGAUUCCCAUGUAUGCGUAUUGUGAGUAACUAUGUAAUUGUAAUUGCAGUGGGCGAGCACCAUCGGCACAUUCGAUAACCUUUGGGCUCCAUUGGAUAUAUAUAUAUAUAUAUGUAUGUAAUGUAUAUGUAGUUAAUAAUACAGCUUGAUUCAUCGCAUGGCA
Molecule: messenger RNA, 1178 nt
Organism: Drosophila willistoni
Lineage: Eukaryota; Metazoa; Arthropoda; Insecta; Diptera; Drosophilidae
Gene: BCAS2
Product: pre-mRNA-splicing factor SPF27
Exons: 1
Coding region: 34-918 (294 amino acids)
Biological process (GO): mRNA processing
Cellular component (GO): precatalytic spliceosome; catalytic step 2 spliceosome; Prp19 complex
Source: RefSeq, a predicted model, not a curated record